CGUGGAUCGUGCUUUAGAAGACGGACGUAAUUGUGGCUUGUUAAUUUCGUUGAAAGAAUUUGUCUUUGUAUUGAUAUAGUUAUUAAUUUGGUGUGUGCACAGCCAACAUUCCAUUAUGAAUCAGGAGGAGAACAUCCCGGCAAGAGUCACCCGUGGUGCUCUUCGUCGGCGCUCGGUCGACCAGGAAGCCACCCCACAAAAAUCGAGCGCUACGGUGGCAAAUGGAACGCCGAAGAAAACGAACAGCACUACCAAGCGAGUUAAUGCGCUAAACCCGAUACAGGAGCGUGAAGGUCGUCCAUCCACUCCUAUCGCUGGCCGUAGUGGCCGACGCCGUAUGUCGGAAACCAUCGAUACUCCGGCAACGUUGCCUAACAAAUUGGUACAGAACCUCAAAGAAACGGAAGUGAGCUCCGAGUCCGGCAAGCGAUCUCGUAAUAUUUCUCUCACAGAGGAAAACUUGAACGAAUUGAAUGUGGGUUACGAAGGAAGCGGCACGAUGCUACUGACCCGCUCUCGUACUCCUGCUCGUGUUCGCGCGUCACAUGAAUCUCUGGUUACUAGCGGUUCUCCAUUAUCUGUAACACCAGGACUACGUCGCUCCACUCGGCGCAACAGCGUCACAUCCGACGACGGAAACAUUUCAGUUCAGUCGCUUCCUAUCACUACCCCGAAGACAAGUUCUGGCCUGCGUGCCCUGAAGGACGACACAAUUAUCGAGGAGGAUGCCAGUGAUGAUCGAGCUGAAUCAGUAUCAUCCGACAUACCUACACGUCACAUGCGAAGCCAAUCGGCAUUAUCGCAUGUGUCCGCCUCUGCUAGCCCACGCAGUGCUACUGCGAGCCCAGUGUUGGUUGUAAGAAAUGAAUCAACACCUCCGCGUGCCGUUGCAUCUCCUCUAUCGCUGUCCAAAAUGUCACCACGCUCCAAAAAUAUUUCCUUCAGUGAUGAUUCUAAACGAGACGACAAUCAGAGCUCGUUUCCCAAAACGCCAACUUCCGUGUCGAAGGAAGUUUUUAUUAUGGUCGCAGAUCUUCGCAACUCGGAGCUGAAGGGUGUUACACCGAAGGUGGAUGCUGUUAUUGAUAUGUCACCGAAAAAAAUAGAAACAGGGAAGGAUGUCGAAGCGGUCCAUUCAUCUCCUAAGUGCGAAAACAUUGAGAGAGGUAAUGAGACACUCAACGAGUCCAUCCUGGAUACCAUCAAGGAGAAUACGGAUGCUUCCCUAUCAGUACAGAACGAGCAAAGUAUCGCGGAAAAGUCUGACGAUAAAGAUGUCAGUGGAAUUGAUGUACUGGAGACUUCUGUAAAGGAGCCGGUUGACACAAAAGCAGAAGACAACCAGAAGGCAAAUGAUUCCCUUCGUGAAGAAAACAAAUUUCCAAAGUCUUGGGCACCACCAUUGCGACGUUCCGCCUCGCAAGCUAUAGAUCAAUACACCGUUCCCAAAACAGAAGAACAAGAAUGGCUCGAAGAGUCGAAAGAAUCCUUGCCGAAGGCUCAAAAGGAUUCAUCGUUAAAAGCAAGUUCGCCAGAAGCAGAAGAACAGUCAGCGGAGGAGAGCGAAGACAAAGAAGAGGAUAACACAGAACGCAAUGAAUUUAUUGACGAUGAAGCGCUCGAAGUGGAGGACUAUCAGUCGUGCGACUCGUUGGAUGAAGAAUUGAAAAGAGAAAUCGAAGAGAACCAAAUUCCUGAUCAAGGCGAAGAUCUGGGAAGUGAAGAUACGGAGGAGCACGACGAUGAUGAUGAGUAUACUAAUGAUUCGUGGCUUGUCGCUGAGGACAAUGAAAUGGAUGAAGAACGGUUAUUACGCAGUUCAAAUGAGGACCUGACGACGAGUGAUUCACCUAAGCAAACUACUCUUCGGAAAAGAAAAAUGUGCAUUCUCGACGACAGUGAAGAGAAUGAUGAAAAAGAAAUCAGCUUUGGGAAAAAAUCCUCGCCUCUAAAGUCUCCAAAACGUACCCCUAGCAUCAAACGUUCGGUAACUCCGGUUGCAGAGCUUCAAAAUAAUGACAACGAAACGGUUGAGACAAAUGUGGUGGUUGGUUUGGCAAAAUCUCCUACUCCCGCUACACCACCGAAGAAAGCUACAUCAAAUUCUCCAGUUAAAAUAUCUUCCAAUCAGAAACAACGUCACGAACUUGUCAAAGCAGCCGCCCCUGCAAAAGAAGACGAAACAAUAGACAGCAGCGUGGUUAUAUUUGAGGAUGCUAAUGAGACGAAGGAAGAUGGUCAGCAAAAGGCUAAGGAAACGGAAAAUAGUGCAUUGUUAUCGACAUCGCCCAAAAAAUCUAAUGUUACUCGUAAUAGCUUACCAGCUGGUGUUGUACAUCUUCCCGAAUCACGAGUUGUCGCUGAUGUUCGUAAAAGCCUUCCUGCGAGCGCAAAAAUUCAAAGCUAUGGAAAGACCGAUGACGACGAAGUGGAGAAGAUUCCCGAAAUCGAUAAGAAUGAAUUGAUGGAAGAAGUAAUUGAUUUGGAAGAAAAUACGGACGAUGAGACCUCAUUCCAGGGCAAUCAAGAACAAAAUGAGUUGCCAUCAAUGCAAUUCACACUAGAACAGCCUGUUAAGGAAGCGUCCAAUCCGGACCGGAAGUACAUGCCGCCCGUAUCGCUCAUUUCUGCUCAGUUUUACAUUGGUGGAACGAAAAAGCGAAACACUGUCGGUGGUGGAGAGAGUAACAUGCUAACAUCUACACCAAAACCAAACGAGUCUUCGGCGGUAACAAAGCAGAAAAGUAAGCCGAAAGCGGAGAAGAAGAAUUCGAACGGCAGCAACUCGAUCGUUCCAAAUCCGUUUGCUCUCGCCAACGGGGCGAAAUUGAAGUCACGCGUAUCACUAGAAACGGGUGCAUCGAUUAAACAGGAUGCCAAAAUACCGCGUUUGUCUCUACCGGCAAAAUUAAUCCAAGAAGAUUUGCCUUCGCGAACGGAAACUGCUAAGAACGGCUCGCAGGAACCGGAGCCGGAACCAAUGGAAGUGGACGAAGAGAUCGAGGAGGACGUUGUGAAUGGGGAAGUAACCAAACAAAAUGAUGAUGAAGAUAAGGAUGAUGAUGAUGUUUCGGUCGAGGAAGUACAGCCGGAAGAAGGACAGCGCCCUAAAAUGGUUAAACCGAAACCUAAAGCCCUGGAGGAUUAUUAUCUAACUAUCAUACUGGUGCGCUGCAAUGAGGUCAUGCGGGAGGACAAGGAGCGUAAAAAGCAGCUAGCAUCUGUUUUGCGCAAGAAAAAGGAAGAGAAAAAGCGAUUGCGAGAAUUGGAGAAACAGGAAGAGCUGGAAACGGCCAAAAACGCUGCGAACACUACGACAGAUAAUGAUGGUGAUCCAAACAACGUUAAUGCCUCGACCGGUAAUGAAUCCGCCGGCUUGGGUGAGGAACCAACGAAGAAAAAGAAGAAGAGAAAGCCUAAGGUGAAGAAUUACUUACUGGACGAGCUAGCUGAAACGAGGAAGGAACGUUUGGAGCAGGCUUUACGGCACAAAUUGGAAGUGAUCGAACGUCGAAAGCAGCGCAAAAAGUAUCGUCAGCAUGAGAAAAGGAAACUGCUGGACAAGGAAAAUGAAGACGGCGCGAGCGCCACGGGAGGUAUUGGAGCCAAAUUGGCGAAAAUGAAGAAAAAACAAAAGGCUAAAACAAGUAAUGAAGCCAAGGCUGUUACAGAAAACACAUCAAAGGAUCCUCCAGUUCGAGUAAAUCUUUCCGCAUAUGCCGUUUUUAAUGAACUGCAGACCAAUCAAACUCCAUCGUCAGCUUCGAUUGCCUCGGUGGAUGGAAAGCAAAAGGAGUCGGCAGACAAAGGGCAACUGGUGUUCUCCCCUGUAGAAAAGAAGCAAUUGCUGAAAAAAUCAAACAGAAAGGAAAAACAUGCAACGGCAGAACACGAUGGAAAAGCUGAUAAAAAUCCAUCGGAUAAACAACUGGCGUCUUCUACCGUGCCUAAAACUUUGAGCGCGGAUGAUGCUGCUGGUUGCAUGAAACAACAUACACUGGACGUAAACGACAAAAAGAAUGCUCCGUUGCUACAAUCUGCAAGUGAUGGUUUGAAGGAGGACCCGGACAAGAUGUCCAAAAAACAAAAAAAGAAGCAAACAAUUUCAUCGGCUUCGGAAGGUAUGGAAAACGUUCAGCCCAAUGCACUUUCAGGUGCGCAUAAAAUAUCUGCCGAUCGUGUCGUAAAACAGGUAGAAAGUAAAGUAACUGCUAAAACCGAGCAAUAUUCAAAUGAUGAAAAGCCGAAGGAAAAGAAAACAAAGAAGGAGCUGGUCAUAGAACUGAUUUUGAAUGAAACUGAUUCGGAUGUUAAAAAACAAAAGAGAGACAAAAAGAUCAAACUGAAUGGCGUUUCCGAAGAUCAUGACAAAAUCGCUCACACAAAACCUUCAAGUGCCAUAGCUGCGCUCAAUCGAGACGACGAACAACUUCGAAAAAUAAAGAAACAGAAAAAGAAGCUUGCUCCCCAAACGGAAAACAAUGCGAUGGAGGAAGGCUAUAUGACUGAACUGUCCGGCAAAAAGUCAACAUCCGUCGAGAUGGAACCUACAACACCAGUCCCGUCGAUCGCUCCCGCAAAGAAGCGUAAACGUGAGCAGCAGGGUGACAGCUCGGCCGCGACUACGCCCCGGCCAGCGAAACACACGAAGCUGCGCGUGCUGCAACGCAUUGAGAGUGGAGGCUUCUUCGUUGAAAAUGUGACGCCGGAUAAAGUGCGCCUGAAGCGCAACUUUGGUUUCCAAGAGCGACCGGCAACACCGGCAAAGCAACUUGGUUUUAAGGUUUCUUCACUUUUACCCACUGGACAGGAAGAGCUUCGGGGCAUAGCAUCGUCCUCUAAAAUGUAUUCCAAGGAUGGGCGAAAGAAAUCCAAGUUCGGCGAUGUAGUCGGACCGGAACGGAACAUGAGCCUACCGCUUCCGGUGUGGACCAGCUCGGGGGUAUUUUUCGAAUCUACUGCCGAUGGGAAUGGGGUUGACAGCAAUAAGAAAACUCAAAGCGAUAAAUCCGGUAACGUUCAGCUUAAAAGUCAGGGUAAAGGUGAAUUCAAUAUCAAAGCGCUCCGCCCUGGACCCAUUGCAGAAAAACCACAUCGUGUAGACCCGGCCAUUACUAACAAGUCUGUGUUGAACUUCAAGCGACAACAACUUCUCGAAAAGACAGCUCAUUUGCGCGAUAAGAAGAAGAGUCAGCGGAUGUAAGAGGAAGGUAUCGGUAUUCGCUUGCCAGCCUUUACAUUUUAUACUGUACAUAAUUGAUUUCGUUUUUGUUCACUAUUUCCACAAGCAUACACUUUAUUAUUACAUUGUCUUGUGUUUGAUCCCUUCUUUAUACACCUUUAAAUGGUCUUAUUGGGAUAUUGUGCGGAAUUAUUAAGAAUAAUAUUCAAUAAAAACCUACCGCGUAACGAGAA
Messenger RNA from Anopheles moucheti, 5415 nucleotides. RefSeq names its product protein slender lobes-like. Lineage: Eukaryota; Metazoa; Arthropoda; Insecta; Diptera; Culicidae. Bases 116 to 5203 code for a protein of 1695 amino acids. The transcript has 3 exons. The record is from RefSeq and is a predicted model, not a curated record.